This is a messenger RNA of Drosophila montana, 3715 nucleotides long. Its product is annotated as alpha-2A adrenergic receptor. Gene Ontology annotation, molecular function: neuropeptide receptor activity. NCBI's taxonomy places the organism in Eukaryota, Metazoa, Arthropoda, Insecta, Diptera, Drosophilidae. Gene Ontology annotation, cellular component: plasma membrane. The transcript has 7 exons. Gene Ontology annotation, biological process: neuropeptide signaling pathway. The record is from RefSeq and is a predicted model, not a curated record. The coding region runs from base 298 to 2016 and encodes 572 amino acids.
ACAAAACAAAAAUACAACAACGACUCAGACGCGCCCGCUGCAAUAACGAUAUUUAAAUAUAUAUAAAAAAAAUAGUACUAACUGUAAAUUACAGUGCCUUCGAUAAAGUAAACAACAACAGUCGCUACACAAAACAACAGCAAAGAAAUCCGUUAGCUUUUUUCAUUUUACUUGAAGCGCGCAACAACAAAACUCACCAGCACCUAGCACCUUUAGUAUGCAAUGAGGCAGCCAGACAAACGCAUCGACAACGAUCGGCAGCGCCAAGUAUUAGUAAUAAACGAGUUUGAUUAAAGGAUGAAUAGCAACAACCUGCAGCAAUGGUGGGAAAACUCAUACCGACGACAGCACCAACAGCAACCGACUGUCGAUAGCAAUAUCGAUAACGAUAACGACAGCGAUACCACUGAACAGCUGCACUAUGCGCUUCUCGAGCAAAACAACUUUGGUGGGGACAUCGGCGGCAUUGAAGGCAGUUUUGGCGGUCAAUUGGCCAGCAGCUUUGACUACGAUAGCUAUGGAAACUUUACGCUGACCAAUCCCUAUGAUAUUGAAGCUGGCGCGGAUACUGAGCAUGCGAUUCCAUCAUUGACUAUUCUAUUGCUGGCCAUUAGCUAUGGUCUGGUUGUAUUUGGAGGCGUUGUGGGCAAUUCAACUUUGGUACUCACCCUGUGCUCGGCUUCAUCGGUGCGUUUGCGAAAUCCGCUGCUGCUGGCCGUAUGCAUUGCCGAUCUUUUGGUUACGGGCAUUUCAGCGCCAGUUACGCUGCUGAAUCUGGCCAUGAAUCGCGGCACAAGAUCUUUACCACUUUUACUAUGCAAAAUAAUACACUAUGUUCAGGUCAUGCCAGUGGCAGCCAGCACAAUUUCCUUCUUCAUGCUCUCGCUGGAUCGUUAUGCCACCGUAAAACAUCCGCGCUUGGCUCAGUUGCGUCAGCGCCGCUAUCUGCACGUCUCGCUGGCCAUCCUCUCGUGGAUUGCCUCGGCAGCUAUUAGCACGCCAUUCUUGUUUGCCUAUAAGAUAAUAGCCAAGUCGGUGAUCAUUAAGGGCGCCGGAACGGGCACAACGCCAAACCCAGUUAGCAUUAGCUGCACCUCAGAGUUGGGAGCCAAUGCCAUGUUCAUGUCGUUCAUCAUCUUUCAUACGAUUGCGGUAUUUGUGCUGCCCGGCGUGGGUGUGCUACUCAAUCACUAUGGUGUACGUCGCAAGCUCUGUGCAUUGUCGCUGACCGCCCGAGCGGCGCAUGGCGAACUGCCGUUGCCCAUGCCGAUAUUGCGGCGCCAGACCCACAUGGUUAUAGUUACGGGUUGCGCGAAUGCUCAGCAGGCUGGAUGCGGUGGAGCGACCACAGCCGAUGACACAUCCAAUGGAAAUGGCAAUGGAGGCGGCCAAAUUGCCAUCAAUCCGGGAGAUAUACAAUUGCAUAACUUACAGCCAUGUCGGCCGGGCUCCAGUGCAGCACUUGAGCCGGGCUCCUAUCGCUCCAGCAAUCCCAUUUCGCCCAGGGCUAUGCGGGAGAUUCGUGCUCACUCACAACGGCAGCGCAUUUUUCGUGCGGGGGGCCGCGGUCCGGCUACGCCUGGUAUACCUCUGCCUCAGACGUCCACAUUGCGAUCGCGUCGUCAUCUGGCCAAUAUGCUAAUUGCUUCCGCCUUAAUCUUCAUCAUAUGCUGGGCACCGCAUGUCUUCUGUAUAUUCUAUAAGAACUUCGGUUAUAAGCAAUACUGCAGCAAAACUUCCGUCUACUUCAGUCUGUUAUUGGGCUACUUUUAUUCGGCUAUUAGCCCGGUCAUCUAUUGGGCCCUCAACCAUAAUACGCUACGACAAUCGCCCUGUGCGCCUAUCAUUCGCCUGCGGUCCAUGCAAAAUUUCCUGCGUUCGCGCUUUCGCUCGCACACCGUUCCGCCGGCAGCCUCGUCGACAAAUGAGGCAGCAUUGGGGGCCUUCAAUCCUAAAUUGAUAAAGCUAACACCGAAGCAGUAUAGAGCUCAGGCUUCUUCGCAUUAUCUCUACUAGUGUGAUACUAAACUAAAACCUUAACAUACAUAUGUAUUUACUUAUGACACUCGAACCCAAGGCUAUCCCCGUUCUAAGAAACUCGAUGUUCUUUUUCUCCAUAGCUCUUCGCAAUUAGUUGACACAACUUAAAAAUACAAAUAUGCAAGCGAAAUUAUACAUAAUAUACAUAAAUACAUAAUACAUACAUAGUUUAUAUAGCUACUACACAUAGGUAGUUGUUAACGCUUAUUUACAACACAAUGUUAGUAUUCCAAACGUAUUGCAAUCCAAACCAACAAAAAAAACCAUAUACGAACUCAUUUAGUGACUUGUUUAAAAUGUUGUUUAGUCUUUAAGCUGUAACUAAAAGAAAUUACAUAAAUGCAUAAUAAUAUUGUACUAUGUUCCUUCUCAUAGAUAAGCAAUAAGAAACGCUUUAAGCCAAGUUUAACAAACAAAUCAAACUAAACAUGAUCUAAAACUAAACCAAAUACAAUUAAACUAAAAUCAAAUACAUAUUUAACAAAUCUACGUACAUAUAAGAAACAUUAAAAAAAAAAAAAAAUGUAAAAAAAAAAAUUGUAUAUAAGUGUGUCGAAAAGCAUUCUUUCUACACUUUUUCUAACAUUUUUAACGUUCAUUCAACUGAAUACCUGUAGAUUGAACACCUGCAAAGUUCAAUUUAUACGCAAUAGAAUAUAUGUAUGUAUUUCUUACUUUCCAAAAACUGAAUGUGUAUGUGUGUGUCUUAUGUAGAAGAGUUCAUUUUCACUUUCCACUUGGUUCUAUGUAUUGUCUCUGUCUUUGAUGUAACUAUCCAUAUUAUGAAACACAACAAUUUAGUGGUAGAUGUUCAAUUACGUGUAGAUUGAUUUCAUAAUUUACAAAUUCACUAUCGCCAGCCGAAAGAAGGAAACUUAAAAACAUAUAUAUACAAAUGUAGAGUAAUUAACUGGGUAACUGUCAGACUUUUGUCUAAUAGCAUUUACCUGUUAACUGACUGACGCUGUUAGUUGCGUUAACAUUACAUUAACAUUUAAAAUUAAACCUUACCUUUGACAUACUCAGCAAUAGAUAAAUGUGUUCUGUUAGCUAAUUCUCAAUAAUUUUAAACUAUUUUUAGAACUAUUAUUUUGUACUCAACUUAAAUUUCACAAAAAAAAAAAAAAUAAUAAGAAUCUAUAAAUGCUAUAAACAUGCUACUAUUUAACAGUUGUUUUGGCCGUCAGCACUAAUUUAAUCGUUGUUCGAUUAACGAUUAAUCAUAUUUAGAUAAUUGAAAGUCGUGUGAGUAUUUGAUGCUGCUAACCGGGAAGACAACGGGAUGGCAAUGGAACUUUGUUGCAUUAAUUAUUCAUAUGGCAAUAAAAUAGUCGGCGAUUUGCAGCAGCCAAAACAGUCGAUGAUCAAACGUACAAGCCAAAGCAAGCAACAAAUUUUAAUAGAAAAAAUGUUUUUAAAAUAUUUAAUGGUUUGUCUGGUGCUGGUGUUCCAGCUAGCACACUGCAUUCCAGCUAGGAAAUAUGAAUUCAUUCCGGCGCGCUGCAAUGAUUAUCCAGGCGUGGAGGCACAAAUUGGAGGUCCUCUCAGUCUGUGUAGCUUUCCGCCCAAGUAUGAGACACCUGAUAAUGAGGACAUUCAAGCCGUCAUCGAGCACAUACAAGGAUUAAAUUUAAAUUGAAUGACAUAUAAUUACAUUUACUUUUAGUUUAGAGAA